Lecanosticta acicola is the source of this 849-nucleotide messenger RNA. Lineage: Eukaryota; Fungi; Ascomycota; Dothideomycetes; Mycosphaerellales; Mycosphaerellaceae. The record is from the annotation of a GenBank genome assembly.
AUGUCGAAGUUCCACCUUCCAUCUUCCACGACUUCUGCAAACUCUACUCCAGCAAAUCCCUCAACAUACACGACAGACGACGAGGACGAUGACAUCGACACGCUGCCGUAUCCCGGAGAGCUUCCUCGCAAUGACUUUCUAGCGCCUGACUUUGACCCACAGACAUACCUUUCGACUCUCCGCAAUCGACACCAAACGCUGGAGGACCUGCGCUCGGAUCUAAGGCAAAGAAGUCAGCUGCUCAACAAGGAAUUGCUCGAUCUCGUGAAUGGAAACUACGAAGAAUUCUUGAGCUUGGGAGGGGACCUCAAAGGUGGAGAAGAAAGAGUAGAAGGCGUGCGACUUGGUUUAUUGGGCUUUCAGCGAGAAGUAGAGGCAAUCAAGAAAGGUGUUAGAGAAAGAGCCGAUGAGGUGGGACAGCUUGUGAAAGAGCGAAAAACAGUCAGACGAGAUGUUGCGCUGGGCAGAUCUUUGCUGGAAGUCAACGAAAAGUUGACAGAGCUUGAGGAGGAUCUGGGUAUUAAGACGGGCGCAGAAUACGAUGACUUGGACGAUGAGGAUGAAGAGGAGGAUGCCAACGUCGGCGGAGUCCGUGUUAAGAAGUUGCAACAACACGCGCAGCAGUACGUCCUGAUCACCAGAUUGAUGGGUCGCAUUGGCGCCAGUCACCCUUUCCUCGUCGCUCAAGGAUCAAGACUAGAGGAAAUCAGUCGGAUCAUUCUUUUGGAUCUCGCCGCAGGGCUGAGACAAGCGGAGAAGAGCGCACCGGAAGCCAUUGUUUCGGUGCUGAAAGUUUACGGAGACAUUGGAGCAGAGGAAGAAGGCGUGAAGGUCUUGAAAGGCAGCUGA